AUUCAAUUAUCCAAAACCCUUCGGGGUUCGAUGUUGGAAGAAGUUCAAUUUUGUACCCAAAAAAUGGCGGCUGAAACUGCGGCUGCUUCACAUUUCCACCGUUAUUGCGGUUGGAGUCGAAGGAGAUACACCACCGGAAUAAACAUUCGACGAUGUCUGCUAACUCCAGCUACUGCUUCCUUGUCUUCUUCUUCUCAACCCAUGGAUAUUCACACCAGCAAAUCCUACAAACAGCUCGGUAUGUUCUCAUUGAGAAAGAAGAUAGAAGAUUCAGUUAAUCGUGCUGAAUUGUUAGGUCUAACUGCAUUGGAAUUUGAAGAAGCACGCCAAAUCAAACAAGAAGAAAUGAUUCGUGAGUAUGAUUUAUGGGAUGACUUAGCCAAAACCAGUGAUAUCCUUAUUAAGUUAGCUGAUAGUGCUAAAGUGGUUGAUGCUCUCAAAGACCUCACAUACAAAGUUGAAGAAGCGAAGCUAAUAACAGAGUUGGCUGAGAUGGACAUUAUAAAUUAUGCACUUCUUAAACAAGCGUAUACAACAUCUGUAGAUGUGAGCAAGUUCUUGGAUAAAUAUGAAAUGUCCAAACUUCUUAAAGGGCAAUAUGAAUUUGAGGGAGCCUGUAUUAUAAUAGAAGCAGGAUCUGAAGGCAUCCGAUCCGAGAUAUGGGCAGAACAACUGGUUGGAAUGUAUAUGAAAUGGGCUAAAAAGCAAGGUUUAAAGGGAAGGAUAAUUGAGAAGAAAUGCAUGUCAAAAGGAGGGGGUAUCAAGUCUACAAUUAUUGAGUUUGAAUACAAGUAUGCUUAUGGUUACUUUUUAGGGGAAAAGGGUACUCAUCGAAUGAUAACCUCUCACCCUGAAUCCUUAUCUGAGGUUAGCUCAGCUGCCAUUGAUGUGGUACCUCUGUUUCUUGAAGAAACUCCUGAAUUGAUUGUUGAUGAGAAAGAUUUGAAGAUCAGCUAUUUAUCAUUAUGUGAAGAUGAUGAAGGUCGAAAAAGGCGUAUGGUUCAAAUUCAACAUUCUCCAACUGGCUUGACUGUCCAUUCAUCAGGGGAAAGGAACGAUUUUUCCAACAAGAUGAAGGCUCUUAAUAGGUUAAAGGCGAAACUCCUAGUAAUAUUGAAAGACGAAGAAGUAAAAAGUAUAAAUGAAAUCAAGAAAGAUGGUGUUAUGGACAUGUGGGAUCAAGAAACACGAAGGUAUGUGUUUAGGCCAUACAAGCUUGUUCAAGAUGUAAAAACGGGUAUUCAAUUGGCGGAUCCCAAUUUUGUUUUAAAUGGUAAUCUGGAUGCUUUUAUUAGUGCUCAUAUAAACAAUAGAUUUGUAUGCCAUAUGGGAUGAAAGUAGGCAUAGGCUGUUUGCUAAAGGAGUAGAGUGUAUGAUAUUUAUGUGCAAGUGUAGGCAUAUGUUUGUGAUGACCAUCUAUCUCAUAUGUGAAGAUGUCGAUAUGUAAUUUGUCACGGAUUUUGUUAUGAAAAGAAAAAUGAUCAGUAUGUAGUGAUGC
Messenger RNA from Lactuca virosa, 1498 nucleotides. The record is from the annotation of a GenBank genome assembly. NCBI's taxonomy places the organism in Eukaryota, Viridiplantae, Streptophyta, Magnoliopsida, Asterales, Asteraceae.